CAUAUCAAAAGAGGAAAGGGAGGGACAAAGUACAGACGCUGGUAUAGACCUAAGGAAAACGCCCACGUUCGGGCUCGCUUGUCGACCAGUCGCGCUCUUCAUCUCUCUGCCCCCGCCCAUCUCCUCCUCCCCCUCCGUCGCCCAUGGAGGCAGGAGAAGUCGGCGGCGCCCUCCUGUUCGCCCUCGCCGCCGCCGCGGCCCUCUUCGCCGCCGUCUCCACCGGCGCCGUCGAUUUCAGCCGCCCGCUUGCCGUGGGCGGGCGGCUCGACUUGCAGGAGGCCAUCUCGUGGUUCGUCGGCGUCUUGGAUGGCUCGUCGUCGUCGGGGGCGGGGGGCGUGUCGCUGGCGGAGGUGUACGAGCUGUGGGUGCGGGUGCGGGGCCGGGUGAUCGCGCCCGCGCUGCAGGUGGCCGUCUGGGCGUGCAUGGUGAUGUCGGUGAUGCUGGUGGUGGAGGCCCUGUACAACUGCGUGGUCAGCCUCGGCGUCAAGGCCGUCGGCUGGCGCCCCGAGUGGCGGUUCAGGUGGGAGCCCCUCGCCGGCGGCGACGAGGAGAAGGGGGGCGCCCACUACCCCAUGGUCCUGGUCCAGAUACCCAUGUACAAUGAGCUGGAGGUGUACAAGCUGUCGAUAGGGGCGGCAUGUGAGCUCCAGUGGCCAAAGGACAGGAUAAUCGUCCAAGUGCUGGACGACUCCACUGAUCCGUUCAUCAAGAACUUGGUGGAGCUUGAAUGCGAAAGCUGGGCGGUCAAGGGUGUGAACAUCAAGUAUACCACGAGAACCAGUCGGAAGGGGUUUAAAGCAGGAGCCCUGAAGAAGGGAAUGGAAUGUGACUAUGCCAAGCAGUGCGAAUAUGUUGCCAUAUUUGAUGCGGAUUUCCAGCCUGAAGCGGACUUCCUUCUCAGAACAGUCCCAUUCUUCGUGCACAAUCCACAAGUUGCUCUUGUUCAAGCUCGGUGGUCCUUUGUGAAUGACACGAUGAGCCUGUUGACACGGGUACAAAAGAUGUUCUUUGAUUACCAUUUCAAAGUUGAGCAAGAAGCCGGGUCAGCAACCUUUUCCUUCUUCAGCUUCAAUGGAACCGCUGGAGUGUGGCGUACAGCAGCCAUCAAAGAGGCGGGAGGUUGGAAGGACCGCACUACAGUUGAAGACAUGGACUUGGCAGUUCGAGCAACCUUGAAGGGUUGGAAAUUUAUAUAUGUUGGGGAUAUCAGAGUUAAGAGUGAAUUGCCAUCCACUUACAAGGCCUACUGUCGACAGCAAUUCCGGUGGUCUUGUGGUGGUGCACAUUUAUUCCGAAAGGUAGCAAAAGAUAUUUUGACUGCCAAGGAUGUAUCUCUUGUCAAGAAAUUCCAUAUGCUCUAUAGCUUCUUCUUGGUUCGGAGAGUUGUGGCCCCUACGGUCGCAUGUAUUCUCUACAAUAUCAUAGUUCCGAUAUCAGUCAUGAUACCAGAACUAUACCUACCAGUCUGGGGCAUCGCAUAUAUUCCCACGGUACUUUUAGUGGUCACAGCUAUUAGACAUCCAAAAAAUAUACACAUUCUGCCAUUUUGGAUUUUGUUCGAGAGUGUGAUGACAAUGCAUCGCAUGAGAGCUGCACUGUCUGGUCUAUUCGAAUUAUCGGAGUUUAACGAGUGGGUCGUGACAAAGAAAACAGGGAACAAUUUUGAAAAUAAUGAAGUUCCCUUGUUACAGAAAACAAGGAAAAGAUUAAGAGACAGGGUUAAUUUCCGCGAGAUUUUAUUUUCAGCGUUUCUUUUCUUCUGUGCGUCAUACAACCUUGUAUUCCCUGGCAAGACUAGCUACUAUUUUAAUCUCUAUCUCCAAGGACUAGCAUUUGUAUUUCUCGGGCUAAACUUCACUGGCACUUGCAGUUGCUGUCAAUGACAACAACUAAACUGUACCAAGUGCUGUUAUACAGUUUCUUUAUGAGUGUAAGAGUUUCAAACAUUUCAGAUGAUAGCAUUAGAUGCAUAACUUUGUUUUUUUAACUAACAACAGUUUCCUUGUCUCA
This is a messenger RNA of Hordeum vulgare subsp. vulgare (domesticated barley), 2010 nucleotides long. RefSeq names its product probable glucomannan 4-beta-mannosyltransferase 7. The record is from RefSeq and is a predicted model, not a curated record. Lineage: Eukaryota; Viridiplantae; Streptophyta; Magnoliopsida; Poales; Poaceae. Gene Ontology annotation, molecular function: mannan synthase activity. The transcript is spliced from 10 exons. Bases 144 to 1883 code for a protein of 579 amino acids. Gene Ontology annotation, cellular component: Golgi apparatus.